Molecule: messenger RNA, 1691 nt
Organism: Papaver somniferum (opium poppy)
Lineage: Eukaryota; Viridiplantae; Streptophyta; Magnoliopsida; Ranunculales; Papaveraceae
Product: RNA-binding protein 42-like
Exons: 8
Coding region: 792-1469 (225 amino acids)
Molecular function (GO): mRNA binding
Source: RefSeq, a predicted model, not a curated record
UCCAUUCUAUUAUCGCCCCCAAAUCAUCUUCAUCUUCGUCAGUUCGUCUAACCCCAAUCCAGUUCGAAAAAUUGUCGACAAUAUUUUUUUUUCUUUUUCAUUGAUUUCAGAUUCCCAAUUCUUUCAUCGUCCCCAAAUCGGCACAAUCUAAACCCAAAGUAACGAACAGAAGAGGAAGUACAGGGAUCUGUGUCCUUAUUAUAGGAGCUGCUCAAGGUCCUAUUCGCUGGGGAUCAUAUUAGCAAAUUCUCUAACCUAACUCUAUCAGAUUCAACUUCAGCGCAUUCUGGGACAGUUUUGCAUUCUAACUGGAUAUUGGUUCCUCUAAAGACUUGAGUGUAUCCAGACAAAAGAGAAGUCAUAUUACAUUCCUUCAAUGGUAUCUGACAAUGCCUCGAGGAAGACAUCAUGUGAAAGUUGGGCACUUAUUGAUGCUUCAGGAGGGAAACCAGGCCUCCAAAAUCCCAAGACUUAUUGACUAGACAUAUAUCCCCUUAAUUUGUCUGUCUAUUAGGCUACUCCCGUGAAAGUCUGUAUUGGUGAACCGAUUGCAAGUUGCAACUUUUGAUGUUACAGAUUAAGGUACAAUUGAAGUGCAGAAACGAAGAUACGUUAUUGGAGGUUAAUUGGCAGGGUCAUCGCACAUGCGUCUUUGCUAGUCUUGAUCCCUCCAACAUAAAAGAAAUAUGGCGAGUGAUGGUUCGACUUCUUCACAAUUCACGUAUUCAAAUGGUUCAUAUUUCCCUCUUCCUUUUCAUCUUCAACAGUAGCAACAACAACAACCUGAUCCAAUGGCUGCCUAUCAAUACCCUAAUUCACAUAUCCCUCCAACACCUACUUAUCAAAUCCCUGCUCCGGCACCAUCUAAAAUUCUAAUGCCUCCACCUAUGCAUCCUUCUGUUUAUGCUACUCCUGCCCCAGCAACCACUGGUUAUACUUUGCCACAAUAUCAACAGGCUCAACAAUUGUUCCAGAGAGAUGCACUGUCAAUUACACCAGAAGCACUAGAAAGUGUAAAAGCUGCAUUAGCAAGCAGUGAAAUUGAACACAAAGCAGAGACGAAAAAGAGAGCAAUUCCUCGUAAAGCUGCUGGACAGACUUGGGAGGAUCCAACACUUGCUGAGUGGCCAGAAAAUGAUUAUCGCUUAUUUUGUGGGGAUCUCGGGAAUGAAGUGAAUGAUGAGGUGCUUUCGAAAGCCUUUACAAGAUUUCCUACCUUUAACAUGGCAAGAGUUGUCAGAGAUAAGAGGACCGGAAAGACUCGUGGUUUUGGAUUUGUUAGUUUUGGCAAUCCUUUAGACCUUGCCGCUGCCUUGAAAGAAAUGAAUGGCAAGUAUGUCGGAAAUCGUCCUAUAAAAUUGCGGAAGAGCAGCUGGAAGGAGAGGACAGAUAUGGAGGCCUUGGAAAAACAGAAGCACCAAUCUUACAAGAAGCAAAAGCAAUCAAAGAAGAGUGUCCUACACAAGUGAAUCUGCAACAAGUAGACCACUGUUUCAAACUUCCUCUUCAAUUUUCUUGAAGCUCUUUUGUUCCUAUCGCAUUAUGUAUCCCGUUUUGAACAUUAAUCCCACAUGGGACUAACAUGAUUAACGUGUAUAUUGUAAGGUUUACAGUAACCCGAGUUUAAUUCUACUGGUACCCAGAUAGGUGGGGCAUUUUCUACACAUAAGAAGAACAGUAGUUAUUUGACA